AUGAGCGGAUUUCACAAUGUUGGAAAUAUCAAUAUGAUGGCUCAACAGCAGAUGCAACAAAAUAGAAUAAAGGUUAGCAUAAGGAACUGGCAGAAUGCAACCAUGAACGAUUUGAUUAAUUUUAUAAGCCGCAAUGCUCGAGUAGCUAUCUUUGACGCUCAUGUGGAAGGACCAUUGGUUGUUGGAUAUGUUAAUUCAAAGGCAGAAGCUGAAUCAUUAAUGAAAUGGAACGGUGUCCGUUUCGCUGGCAGUAAUUUAAAAUUUGAACUCUUAGACGGCAAUGGAGCCUCUGCAGGAACUUCAGAUACAAUUUCAUUUUUGAGAGGAGUGCUCCUCAAGAGGUAUGAUCCUCAAACAAAACUAUUGAAUUUGGGGGCCUUACAUUCUGAUCCCGAACUAAUCCAAAAAGGUGUCUUUAGUUCCAUCUCCACCCAAUCUAAGAUGUUUCCAGCAAUGAUGAAACUGGCUUCUACAGAAAGGAGUUUGGUAGUAGAAAGUGUGAAUCUUGCUGAUAACCAACUAAAGGACAUCUCUGCAAUUUCCACAUUGGCUCAAACAUUUCCCAAUUUGAAAAACCUCUGUUUAGCCAACAAUCAAAUUUUUAGAUUUAGAUCGUUGGAAAUUUGGAAAAACAAAUUCAAGGACUUGAGAGAGCUUUUGAUGACAAAUAACCCGAUAACUACAGAUAAGUUGUAUCGCACUGAAAUGUUAAGAUUAUUUCCGAAAUUAGUUGUAUUAGAUAACGUAAUUGUAAGAGACGAACAAAAAUUGCAAAGUGUUUACUCGUUACCGAUGAAGAUCCAACAGUUUUUUUUUGAAAACGAUGCGUUGGGGCAAUCAUCUACUGACUUUGCAACAAACUUUUUAAAUCUAUGGGAUAAUAAUAGAGAACAACUGUUAAAUUUGUACACACCGCAAUCCCAGUUUUCUGUUUCCGUGGAUUCUACUAUCCCUCCUUCUACGGUGACAGACUCGGAUCAAACUCCAGCAUUUGGUUAUUAUAUGUCGUCCUCACGUAAUAUAUCUAAAGUAUCCAGUGAAAAAUCCAUCCAGCAGAGAUUAUCAAUUGGACAAGAACCCAUCAAUAGUAUAUUCAAGACUUUACCAAGAACGAAACACCACUUACAAGACCAACCCAAUGAAUACUCCAUGGAAACAAUUAGCUAUCCUCAAAUUAACGGGUUCGUUAUUACGCUGCAUGGAUUUUUUGAAGAGAUUGGCAAACCAGAACUCGAACCCAAUAAAAAAACGGGAAAAAAUAACUAUCAAAAGAAUAGAAGAUACAACCAUGGUUACAAUUCCACAUCAAAUAAUAAAUUAUCCAAAAAAUCCUUUGAUAGAACCUGGGUAAUCGUUCCAAUGAAUAAUAGUGUCAUAAUUGCAUCUGAUCUGUUAACUGUGAGAGCGUAUUCCACAGGUGCUUGGAAAACCGCAUCUAUUGCAAUACCACAGCCUCCACAGCAACAAUCCUCAGUGCUGCCACAGGUCGCAAGCAUGAACCCAAAUAUAACGACACCACCACAACCACAAUCUUCGGUGGUACCAGGGGGGAUGAACAUGCCCGGCGCACCCCAAGGACCGAUGAUCAUGGCUCCCACUUUGCAACUACCACCAGAUGUCCAGUCACGGCUAAAUCCCGUGCAACUCGAGCUGCUGAAUAAACUACAUUUGGAAACGAAAUUGAAUGCAGAAUAUACGUUUAUGUUGGCCGAGCAAAGUAACUGGAACUAUGAAGUUGCCGUAAAGGGCUUCCAGAGUAGUGUGAAUGGCAUCCCCAGAGAAGCAUUUGUACAAUUCUAG
This is a messenger RNA of Saccharomyces paradoxus, 1800 nucleotides long. RefSeq names its product Mex67p (gene MEX67). Gene Ontology annotation, cellular component: nucleus. Gene Ontology annotation, molecular function: protein binding; RNA binding. Bases 1 to 1800 code for a protein of 599 amino acids. Gene Ontology annotation, biological process: poly(A)+ mRNA export from nucleus. The record is from RefSeq and is a predicted model, not a curated record. The transcript has a single exon. Lineage: Eukaryota; Fungi; Ascomycota; Saccharomycetes; Saccharomycetales; Saccharomycetaceae.